Molecule: messenger RNA, 2190 nt
Organism: Yarrowia lipolytica CLIB122
Lineage: Eukaryota; Fungi; Ascomycota; Dipodascomycetes; Dipodascales
Source: RefSeq, a predicted model, not a curated record
AUGACGAUAGCAGGACUCUCUCAGCACCUUAAGCCGUUCUAUUACAAGGUCAAACAUGGAAACACAUCUCUCGCCAAGGACAAAGGAAAAGUAUUUAUCGACGGCGACUGUUUUGCGCUUCGAUUGACCGCCACAGGUCACUACACCCUGAGAAGCGACUGGGGAGGCAUUUGCCAACGGGUGGACGAGUUCAUGGCUUACUGGAAAGACUGGGACAUUGGAGCAAUCAUUUUCGAUGGCCAGGGACCCGAAAUCGACCGGGUGGCGUCGCAGCAAGAGGUGGACGACCAAAUGAGAUUCAUGUGUCGAUUUCCGCUUCUCGGAGGACGUCCCAAUUCCGUGUCGGCCAUUGUCUACGACUACAUACGCGACAAGUACCCUCAUCUGAACGUGAUUGCGACGGCUUCGGCUCAGAAGCACGAGAUUCUCGCCAGUACAGUCUACCAAUAUGCCCGAUACAACCGAAGCGAAAAGGUUUUUCUCUUGGGCAAGGAUAACAGGUACGCGGCCUACCACUGGCCCGAGAAUGUCCACUUGUGCAAGAUUCACACUCUCAAACAUGACUGGGAGGUGUCCAUGCUCUACCCUCCUCGAUUGCUGAAGAAAGAGCCCCGACUACACUGUUUCGAGCUGGCUUUCCUGUGUAUGGAACGAUUUACGGGCAACAGCAGUUUCAAGGAGGUCAAAAAGUGGCUGCGGACAAAUGACAAGUACCACAAAUGGCGAGAAUACCAGCACAAUGUUCUGGACACCAAACACAAGCUCAUCAAGCCCUACAAACACAUCAAUCUAGAGACGGACUGCUUCGAGGUCCAACGAGCGCUCAACAUAAUCAGAAACACAAGCACCGUGUACAAACAGAUGCCGCUUUUGAACGAGCCAUUUUGGGCCGAAAGCGCUUUUCUGGCCGGUCGUCCAUGGAGAUCUGUGGCGUACGAGUUGUUGAUGGAUAGGGUCCAAUACAUGGCUGAUGCCCGGAUGCAUUUUGUCGAGGGAAGAAGAGAGGGCUCCACUAUUGCUAUGACUAAGAUUCCUGUGUGCGACAGGUAUCGAGAAAAGGAGCCUGAUGUUUAUCCCCCCUUGGCUAGCAUGAUGAACCGACUGCAGAAGAUUACCAUGAAGGGACUCAAGCGACAGAUUGUGACGGAGAUCUUCAAGUACACCACUUCCAAGAAUGAGGAUACCCGGUUGGAUUACGAGGAGGAACCUUACAGAAAGUUGGUUGAAGUCUACAUGCUGCAGAUCUGGGGUACCAAAAAGCCCGCGACCAAAGAACCUGAUUUGACAUAUCGGAAGCUCGAGUGGAGCGAUAAGAGCAUGUAUCUGAACCCCACUUGUCUGCGUAUUUACAACAAGCUGUAUGCGUGUGUCUACUCUCUGAUCAUCUUGCAGUCUGUUGUCAAGUUGCCCUAUCAUUUCACCAUGGCCGAUCUUGACAGUCUUCUGUGGAUCAAGCUAUGGAAGAAGCAUGUGGGCGAGCCCAGUAUGACACGUGAAGAGCUGGCUCGUAUCGCCGAUCCUCCCCAUUUGACUGACCAGUUUUACAGCUACAGCUCCGACAACAGUCUGCGAAACAAGCUGCAUGAGGCUCGGUGGAAGUGUCUUCGGUUGAUGAAUGAGGGAGACGACGAGGGUGUUGUUGAAGCUGAAAAGAAUGUUGCUGAGGCGGAAUACAACCUCGUGGAGGCCGAGUUAGACAGACAGGAAAAACUCCAGAAGGCUCCUGUCACCGCUCUGCUCUUGAUGACCGAGUACAGGAAGCUGCUGAAGGAUCUGGAGGCCUCUAAUAGUGACGGACUGACACCCAGGUUCAAUGUUCGACUGAUGAAGGGUCGACUGGAGCGCAUUAGCGACAAGAUGAGAUACCAGUAUGAUGAUUUGUUCGAGUUGGUGAACUCUGAGUAUUCGUGGAGGGAAGGUAAAGAGAAAGAAGCCAUUGAACAGGAUCGAUUGCGGAGAGAAGAACACCGGGAAAUUGAAGAAGAGCGACGGCAACAGGAGGAGCAGAUGGCGAAGGACAGAAGUGCUGAAGGAUGCAAGCCACAGAUCCCCGAGGAGGCACAGAACCCUGAACAGGACACGCAUGAUAGCGACAGCCUGUUUCUGUCUGGGAGUGAAGUUGGAGACUACGAUCAUACAACCGAGUUCGGUGGGUAUGAUAUUGAAGAGGACAAUAAUGAGGACUUUUAG